AUGACGACGGCCAAUCUGAUCGACGUUCGCGAAAAGAUCGAGAAGACGCUCAAAGAGAAUUGCUCUCACCACAUUGCGCGCAAAUGUCAAGGAAAUGUUGUGUGCGAAGCGUUGGAUCCGAAACAAUAUGGGACCAUGCAGAUGGGCAAGGAUGACCAGCAGACUUUCGCCAAGCCAUGUCAUGAACGCAUCGCCGUUGGCCAUCCCGGACCUGACUCCGUGCCGAGGUGGUAG
Molecule: messenger RNA, 234 nt
Organism: Dichomitus squalens LYAD-421 SS1
Lineage: Eukaryota; Fungi; Basidiomycota; Agaricomycetes; Polyporales; Polyporaceae
Exons: 2
Coding region: 1-234 (77 amino acids)
Source: RefSeq, a predicted model, not a curated record